AUGCAGAGCUCCACAUCUGCCAAUGGUAAGACCUUGCCUACUAGUGAAGGCGAUGCCGAAAUUGCAGUGAAACCAACAGAAGGAUCCACGAAAACGAUCGGCACGGAUUCUACCAACACCGAUGAAGAAGAUGCAGGUAGUGGAUCCCUGGCGGAGAAAGAUGUUGGGAUCAACGGAGCUCCGCCACCACCACCGCCCGUUCAUCAGGGUACGAUAACGACUGUUCAGCAGUUUAUCAAUACGGUGCGAGAUUCCACCCAAGGGUUGCCACUACAACCUUCCGUUCUCACAAGACCAGAAUAUGAUAAUCCUGGUGCCUAUGCCGUUGGACCGCUUGGCAUAUCCAUUGUUCGUCACUCCGUGGCCCAGACCCCUCCAACAGAAAUAGGAAGAGUCCAAGCGCAAGUUGAUAUAGAGGGGCAACAACAACAACAAGAAUCCAGAACAUCAGUUGCCCACGAUUCUACUAGUAACGACCAACACCUUGCUGUGGCAAACCUCGUCCAACAGGAUAACGUUCAAGAUAGCAUUCCAAGGGCAACCGAGUUUCACCAACAAGAAAGGCAGAUGAAGCACUCUGACAAAGAAAUGAACAGAAAGAUUUUGUCGUGCAUGGCCCUUUGCGUGCUGGUAGGUGGAGUUAUCGGGCUGCCUUUGUUGAUUCUGGUGUCAAACAGAAAGAAGGAUGUGCCCUCAGGCAGCAGUCUUUCCACAAGCAGUCCAUCGGCCAGUCCAUCGGCCAGUCCAUCGGCCAGUCCAUCGGCCAGCCCAUCUGCUGCACCAACUACGAAAGAGGAUGGUGUCUUGAGUCUCUUGCCAGAUUUCACUAUUCGGGCAUUGGACGAUCCCAUGUCGCCCCAGUAUCAGGCAUAUGAGUGGUUGCUGGAAGAUCCGGCUUUGUCAAGCUACACGGAUGCCAGAAUCCUGCAAAGGUUUGCUCUUGCAACUUUCUACCAUUCACUGGGUGGUCCCAACUGGGUCUUCCAUGAGAAUUGGCUCAACCACAGUGAGCACGAGUGCAACUGGUUUUCUCAAUACUGGUUCUGGCUCUAUGAUGCCACGGCUGGAGAAGAACGACCACAAGCAUUGAACUUUUCGGAUCCCUAUGCUCCCUGUGGUUACACCACCCAGAAUGACGAAUCAAGCAUGGAAUACAGGAACCUCCUGUUAGGGGAAAACAAUCUCAGUGGAGAAAUUCCUUUGGAAAUCUCGUUUCUGACAUCCCUUUCCUUCCUUGGCAUCCAAGUGAACAACAUACAUGGAACUGUGCCAAGUCACAUUGGUGAACUAACCAACCUGGAAUACUUCAAGUUGGCUAUCAAUCAUCUGGAAGGGACACUACCAACAGAGCUUGGCUUGUUGACAAGGUUGAUUCACUUUCCGGCUCUCUACAACUCCUUCAGUGGUAUGAUUCCAUCUGAGCUAGGACAAGCUGGUAACCUCACCAAGCUCUUUCUGGACAACAACCUUCUAUCUGGGAAUUUGCCAUCAGAGAUCGGCUUGUUGGCCAACGUAGAGUAUCCUUAUUUCUACAACAAUGUUCUCAGUGGAACUCUACCAACAGAGUUGGGGCUGCUGUCCAAUGCAAACCACAUGUCUCUUGAUGGUAACCAAUUUACUGGCAGUCUGCCUUCUGAGUUUGGAAAGUUGUCCAUAGCUGAACACAUUGUGGUGAAGAACAACAUGAUCACAGGAAAAAUUCCUACAGAGCUGGGACUCUUGCAUGGUGCACCAUCCUACUACAUUCAUCUAGGAAACAAUCUCAUCACAGGACAGAUCCCCUCUGAGCUUGGGCAGGUUUCAAAAAUGUCAAGCCUGCAACUUGCUGGCAAUCAGCUUUCUGGAAUGAUGCCAACUGAGCUUGGAUUGUUUGGUCCUACCUUUCGCUUCCUCAAUCUUGCAAACAAUUCAUUGACUGGGCAGAUUCCAAGUGAGCUGGCUCGGCUCAGCAACCUGACGCUCUUGAGCUUGGAACAUAAUUUUCUCAGUGGACAAGUGUCAGGUGAUCUGAGUGAACUGGUUGGGAAUGGUUCAUUGAUCUCUAUAAAUAUUGUUGGCAAUCCACUCCUGACUGGGGCUAUUCCAGAAGACAUGUGUGAUGCUGGCAUUGACACUGCAAAUUUCACUUGUCCUGAUUGGGCAGAAUGUGGGGUUAUCUUUGACUGUUCCAUCAGCCUAUGCGGUUUCCCAAAUGCACUGGAGGAUGAGAAGAGAUCGUUUUCAUUACGAGUCACUUGGCUUAUGCCGCUGAUACCGGCAUCCCAUACAGUAGAGAAAGUCUAA
Seminavis robusta is the source of this 2283-nucleotide messenger RNA. The record is from the annotation of a GenBank genome assembly. Lineage: Eukaryota; Bacillariophyta; Bacillariophyceae; Naviculales; Naviculaceae.